AACCAAUCCAAGAGAAUUUAAAGAAGUUCUAGAGAAGUCCAGUAACAAGCCAUUUAGUACUUCCAGAUUAUUCUCCUCUACCCUUUAUAUUUUUCAUCACUCACGUUUCCUCUUUGUUCUGAUUUUGAGUUUGAAACUUCAUUUAUAAAAUAUAUAUUUAUACAAAAAAUGGCUGAGUACUGCUUAUCAAGAUUUCCAACUUCACACCCUCUUUCAUUUUCAAACAUUAAUCCAAAAUAUUGCUACUACUCUGUUCCAAUUUCUAGUAGAGGUAAUUAUAACAAAUUGAAGAUCAUGGCAGUUGAUGAAAGACACAAUCUUGAUCACUUGCAAAGACAAAACAAGCCACCUCAACCUAGAAAGAGAUCACCCCAAAUGGCCCCUGUUGGGUUAUGGGAUAGGUUUCCAACAGCAAGGACAGUGCAGCAAAUGAUGGACACAAUGGAAAGAAUCGUGGAGGACCCUCUUGCUUUUAAUGGAGGUUGGGUGGCAGGUCCAUCAACGGAGGAUGUUGGGUACAGAAAGGGAAGGACACCAUGGGAGAUAAAAGAAAGUGAAGGAGAAUACAAAAUGAGGUUUGACAUGCCAGGCAUGACAAAAGAAGAUGUAAAGGUUUGGUUAGAAGAGAAAAUGUUGGUUGUGAAAGCUGAGAAAGUGGCCAACAAUAAUGGGAAAGAGGAAAAGGAAGAGGAAUGGUCAGCUAAGAGCUAUGGAAAGUAUAAUACAAGAAUUACUUUGCCUGAGAAUGUUGACUUCGAGAAUAUUAAGGCUGAAGUUAAACAUGGUGUCUUGUAUAUUACUAUACCAAAGGCUACUAGUAAUCCCAAGAUUUUUGACAUUAAUGUUCAAUGAACAAUUUUGAUGUAUUGGUUCCAAGUUCACUCUCCUCUUCCAAAAUUGAAAUUCCUCCUCUUAAUUUUAA
Messenger RNA from Solanum dulcamara, 922 nucleotides. Its product is annotated as small heat shock protein, chloroplastic-like. The coding region runs from base 169 to 852 and encodes 227 amino acids. Gene Ontology annotation, biological process: response to heat. The record is from RefSeq and is a predicted model, not a curated record. NCBI's taxonomy places the organism in Eukaryota, Viridiplantae, Streptophyta, Magnoliopsida, Solanales, Solanaceae. The transcript is spliced from 3 exons.